UACACCCUUCGUAUUAUAUACACUCACUGGGUCUUCUCCUCGAAGACUCGUGGUUGGUGUGUUCAUAUCGUCCACAUUAUUCAGAGUGCUGUGCUCGCACACAUGAUGCCCGCAUCCAUUUACUGUGCUCUCGCUCCCGUCAUCAAGUCAUCAUAGUCAUGGUUCUUUUCGACGCCGCCGUCAUCCUGGCUGGCGUCCUGUUGGCUGCCAAGAGUGGUGACACUACCUCCCACAUCCACUACUCGCACUAGGCCUUAACCUUCAACCGAAACUUGCAUGCCCGAGAACCUUUAGACAGGACUACUACCAAGGAAACCUCACUGCUCAAGCCCUCCCUGAGCUCCGUCCCACUGACUGGCAGCGCACGGAGGCUGAAAUGACGAGGGACCGCCGAGUCCACUCAGAUCUGUAGCUGUAUACUCUUUUAAGUAAGGACUUUGGGAUCCGAUCCGCUAAGCCAAAAAUUCUUCAUUCUCAGAGGGUUUUUUAGGAUAGAGGAGGCACGAGGCAGUAAGCCUUGGACAUAGUGAGUCACUUGGCGAGCGAGUGUCUUCUCUGAGUUUCCACCACUCACCCAAGCCUGAAGCCGCCCUCAAGGAGUGUCACACCAGAUACAUGCGUUUGGCGGAACGGGAGAGCGGAUACGUUCAAACGGCGAGACCUUCCACAUGAUGGUGAUGAUGACGACCAAGAAGCCGAGGAGGCAGAGUGCUUUGAGAGUGAGCACGUCGACGGCGGGUGACUCGGAGUUUGCGUCACUUUAGAAGUUGUUGAUUCAAGUCUCUAUUUGUGUUGGGUGUAGAAGCCCUUUUGCGGUUCCAUAUUGAGGGCCCAUCUGCAGUGAUCCUUUUGGGACUCGGGGCAUAUUAAGAACGGUUGCAUUGUGACGACAACACAUCGAACUCUUGAGAAUCGCCACUGUCUAAUUUAAGUGAUAUCCUUGUACAGCCCGUUUCCAUUUACCAACGAAGUUCUAUUUCGGAGCGUGGAAAUAAACUGCUCUUUUGUGAAUACUAGCCUCAGAGCUAGAGGACCUUUUGAAAAUAAAGGUGCGAGAUCGGCAGUUUCGGCGCAGGGGGAAACCCAUGAGGUCAUGAUGAUCUGAGCUUUCGUUGAUAAGCAAUCCCUCUGCUUUCCCAUUUUGUUCUCUCACCAACCUCCACCAUGUCCAAAAGCCGUUUGUUCCUCGAUAAAGGCAGUGGUUGGAUCCUACCUAUUGCCCAGAGCUACCAAAGACGCCGCCCCAAGCGAUCCACUACAACACGCCUAUUGACCUUCGUGGGAUUAACUAGCUUGGUUUUAGUUUAUUUAUCCGUUUCCCGUGGGCAUCACCAAUCUGACGAGAUCCAUGCACAUGCCGAGGCCAAUCUUCAUCGAAAACUUCUUCAACUUGGGGACGAAAACAACGAACUCGAGGCUAAUGGGUCCAUCACUCUCCAGUCAGCUGUGGCUGACGAUCCCUUAUUUCCCCCCGAAUUGUUCACCGUUGAUCAAUUAAGACAAGGGGCUGUGAUAUUGUACAUUAUUGGAAUAUUGUACAUGUUUUACGCCUUGGCCUUGGUGUGCGACGAAUUCUUUGUUCCAUCUCUGGAUGUCAUUGCCGAAAACCUUGGGAUCAGUCCGGAUGUGGCAGGAGCCACUUUCAUGGCCGCGGGGGGAUCUGCGCCCGAACUCUUCACUUCCGUCAUUGGUGUGUUCAUAGCCAAAAGUGACGUGGGUAUUGGAACCAUUGUGGGAUCAGCGGUGUUCAAUAUUCUUUUUGUCAUCGCUGCUUGUGCAUUCGCUGCUAAGGACGCUCUGAGCCUGACUGCUUGGCCCCUGGUCCGGGACGUGUUUUUCUACUCGGUCUCUCUAAUCGUGUUGGUUCUCUUCUUCUUGGAUGAAGAGAUCACGUGGUAUGAGGCCCUUAUUCUGUUCCUUUGGUACGUGGCAUAUGUGGGAUUCAUGAAGUUCAACGAAAGUGUGGAGGAUGCUAUGCGGAAACUGUUCCAGCUUCCCCCGAUCGAUCGCACGCACCACGUGCGCGGAGUCACCCUCAGAUCCGCUCACAACAGAAAGGGAUUGUUCCACUUGAUGAAUGAAACCAUCAAUCCAGGAAUAUUAAGAAAAACGAGAACCCAAACCUCGAAAGUGGAUGGCGAUGAAGACAAGCCGUUAAAUAAGGAAUUACCUGCAGGGGGACUCAUGAUUGGAGACCAAGCCCAAAUUGGAGGUGGGAUCUCUCAGCUUAAGACACACCUUCAGGACCAGGAAGGAUCCAUUAAUUUUGCCAAAACUCCCAGCGCUGAUACGGAAUUGAUGAACAUUUCCAAUGGUGACGAGAAGAACAAAGAGAUUGAAGAAACGAACGUUGAAGACGAAGAGGAAGAGGAGGGCGAGGAUCCCAUUGACAUGUCCUUCCCUCUGAAAGGUGGAUGGAAAGCCAUUCUCGUGUAUUUGAUUUCGUUUCCGAUUAUGUUCCCAUUGUUCCUAACACUUCCUGAUACCAAAAACCCAGCUAAGCGCAAGUAUUUCCCAAUCACCUUCAUCGGCAGCAUUCUUUGGGUGGCUGCUUACUCGUACUUGAUGGUUUGGUGGGCCACAACAGCCGGGAACACGCUUGGAAUUCCAUCAGACGUCAUGGGUCUGACCUUCCUGGCUGCGGGUACGUCAGUCCCUGAUCUCAUCACUAGUGUCCUGGUGGCUCAACAAGGCAAAGGCGACAUGGCCGUUUCGUCUUCGGUUGGAUCUAACAUCUUUGACGUCACUGUCGGACUCCCGGUUCCCUGGCUGAUCUACACGCUCAUCAAUGGACACGCAGUAGAGGUUUCGAGCAGCGGCGUGGGUUGUUCCGUGGCCAUGCUGUUUCUGAUGCUUAUUCUCGUCUUUCUAAGUAUUGUUGCAUUCCAGUGGAAGAUGACCAAGGGAAUGGGAAUGGUCAUGUUGGUGCUAUAUUUCAUCUUCGUGAUCGUUUCCCUUGGAUUUAGCAACAAGUGGUAUCAUUGUCCCAUCUAAAUCCACCCGCCGCAUAAUUUCAGUUAUCCAUCUCUUCUUUCCCAACCAUCUAUUAUUGAAACUUCCCUACAUAUUAUCAACGAAAAAAGGAACAAAGGGGAAGAUUCGUGGGUUCUGCUCCGGUGCUUUGAUGACGAUUUCAUAUUGGAAUUCACUUAUUUUUUGGCAGCUCACCAAACUCCAACCGGUCUCUUUUCCUUUCGCUCGAUCGUUCGUGCAUUCGGACGUGCCAAACCUAUGCACAAUAUUCAUUCGUGUCCAAAGCAAGGCUAUUCAAACCCACCACCCUCGAUCGAAACAUACCUGCAGCUCUCCUUCUCUCUACCUUUCUUUUGAUCUCCCACUUGUCUCUCUCUGUUUCUCUCUCUGUUUCUCUCUCUUUCUCUUCACCAUAUUAAUUCAUUUGGUUUUCCUGGUUUUCCCCUCCGAAUUAUACGAAUUUUACCCUUGUACGAGUACUCUUACAAUGUCUUCCCUGGUCCUUAUCAAAACACAAAUAACUCGGAUUUUGCUGUACAUACCCAAACUAGAUAUCAAUUGCCACCAAAUCGACGCAAAUCUAUAUAGACAAGAGUAGGAUUCUUUCAAGUGCAUAAAAAUACGUCAUAGUUCAUCUAAUGGAGUCUUUCGUCCAGAUUUCACUUCAAGCUAUAUACACACACUCAAAUCUUUCAAUUGAAAGGGGAUUGCAGGUUCGCUAAACCGUUCAUUUAUUCAUCAAUAAAAUAUCGUAAUUAGACUCCUGAGGUGCCCUGAAGAUCUUGAGAUGCUCCUUAGUACUUGGCAUUUGACAUUGUUCAUAAACAUUCAUUGAAGCCAGCAGCCUGAUCUGUAGGCCUCCUGAAUGCCGAAAAGAA
Molecule: messenger RNA, 3851 nt
Organism: Tigriopus californicus
Lineage: Eukaryota; Metazoa; Arthropoda; Copepoda; Harpacticoida; Harpacticidae
Product: sodium/potassium/calcium exchanger 1-like
Exons: 12
Coding region: 1165-2994 (609 amino acids)
Biological process (GO): intracellular calcium ion homeostasis; calcium ion transmembrane transport
Cellular component (GO): membrane
Molecular function (GO): calcium, potassium:sodium antiporter activity; calcium channel activity
Source: RefSeq, a predicted model, not a curated record